AUGAAUUAAUUUCAUUUAGGGUUCAUAGAUCCUAAAAUAGAGAACUAAUACUAGCAGUUUCAAUUAUCAAAUUCGAGAUCAGCUAUUUUCAAAUUAGUGUCUUUUGGAUUAAUAGUUACUUUAUUUAUUAGAGUCAUGUAUUCUUUAAUUGAGAAUAUUGAUUUUCUAUUUUAUUACAAACUUACAAUGUUACUUUAUCUCAUCAUUUAAUAUGUAGUUGUUUAGUGGUAACCAUAAUGGACAAGAAUUGCAUUUUUUAUAACGAAUAUUUGUGUGAUGGGGUUUGUGCUGGAGUAAGAGAAUUCUCCAGAAAUCCAAAAUAUGAAAGGAGCAAACUUAAUGGCUGUUAAUCUAAUGCUGGUAUUAUCGGGAGAAUUUUUUGAUUCAGUCAUUUAAUUAGUGGUAAUAACAACUUUAAGAAUAUCAUUGCCAUUUAUUAUAACAAAUAGUUAAAAUUAUAUGGUACUCACAAGCACAAUAAUAGCUAAUUUAUCAUUUAUAUUUUAUGUGUAUACAUAUCAUAAAGCCAAAAGAUCUUAAUAUUUAUUAGGACUAGUGGAGAACGGUUGGGAUAAAAUAUUUUUUGAAUUGGUUAAAGAUCCUUAUAUCUUAUUGAAAUUUUCUUAUACAAAUUUGAGUUUCACUGUCUAAAAGUAAAAUAGAUUUCCUUUUAAAGAUUGUUUAGAUUUUGAGGAAGACCUUUAGUAAUGCGAUCAGGAUGACAGAACAAUAAGACAUUUUCUAUAGAAUUCAACUUUAGGUAAAACAUCACUUUCAGAACAUAUAUAUGGUAGUAUAAAAAAAUUCUAAAUGGAUUGUUAUGAUCAUUUUAAUUAAAUAUUAAGAAUUCGAUUUUAAAAGUAGCUAUUAUAGGUAGAAAUGUCAAUAUUUUAAUUGAAAAAUCCAAUGAUUUUAUUGCGAAUAAAUUCGAUAAAUAAGCAUUCAUUAAAGUAACUAAAAAAAUAUAAGAAGAGAUUUAUUUUAUAUAAUAAUAUAUUCAUAAACAUAUUAACUAAAUUAGAAACCUAAUUGAAAUAUAAUUUGAUGAUAAAAGAAAUAAGAAGGAGAUUAAUUCUUGUUUAAUUAAUAGAAGAAUUACAUGAUCAUAAAUAUCAUUUUAAUACAGUCAAUAUAUAAUUUGUAAUAUCUUAAAUAGAGAAUCUUUAUCCUGAUAAAAAUAUUAUAUUCUAAAAUGCAAAUAAAAUGGAAACAUUAUUUACAAUACCAAAUGCACUUUUAAUGUUAUUACUAAGUGUAUUUGAGAAUAGUGAAAAAGGUUUGAUUAAAUGUAAUUUGGUGAAUUUGAAAGAGGAAAUGGAAGUGAUGAUUGAGUUUAAUGGUAACUUUUAAGCUUCUAAAAUAUUGAAGAUAUAUCAGUGUACCAAAUAUCAUGUUAGACUUUUGGUCUCUAGUUUAUUUAUAUCUUCGAAAUGUAAUAAAUUUAGAUAUAAUAUAGUGGUUUAAUUUAUAUUAUUCUCUGAGCCUCUUUGUUCAUCUAAUAUUGACAUCUACACUUAUGAAUACGAUGACUUAUUAUCUAGUGAUCAUUGA
Paramecium sonneborni is the source of this 1551-nucleotide messenger RNA. The record is from the annotation of a GenBank genome assembly. NCBI's taxonomy places the organism in Eukaryota, Ciliophora, Oligohymenophorea, Peniculida, Parameciidae.